Lactuca virosa is the source of this 516-nucleotide messenger RNA. The record is from the annotation of a GenBank genome assembly. Lineage: Eukaryota; Viridiplantae; Streptophyta; Magnoliopsida; Asterales; Asteraceae.
AUGUACAAUAAUAUUAAGCUUAUAAUCACAUAUACACGCCGCCAUCCAAGGAAAUCGAAACCCUCUUCUUUCCGUCUUCUUCCUAAUCGCCUCCACCGUCUCUCCCUGACCUCGGAUGGUACGCCACAGGAUCUUCGAAGGUGCACGAAAGUGAAUGGGAUCUCUUCAGUGCGCACGACGGUGACCUACUGUCCAUUCACCUGCCAAGCUUCCGCCUACGUCGUCGUAGUAGCCGGAUGGGCCACCGGACUGAAACUCGACAGCGACUCUGUUGGAAUGGAAUACAACACUCACCGCAACAUAGGAAUCACACUUUUUGCCCUAGGAACCAUUCAGACAGUCGAAACAAUUAAUGACUUUGAAUUUCGGUCCAAACUAACUUGGGUUUUGGUUAAAACUUUAGCUUUAGUUGAUGUUAAGAUGUGCAAUGCAUUAUCUGCACAAGGUACAAUGCUUUUAUCUGCACAUGGUGAGUCAAAGUUAGGCUAUAAAUACAAACUCAGAGAAGAUGAAUGA